Lobosporangium transversale is the source of this 726-nucleotide messenger RNA. RefSeq names its product vacuolar H+ ATP synthase-like protein 16 kDa proteolipid subunit. Gene Ontology annotation, cellular component: proton-transporting V-type ATPase, V0 domain. The transcript is spliced from 5 exons. Gene Ontology annotation, molecular function: proton-transporting ATPase activity, rotational mechanism. Gene Ontology annotation, biological process: proton transmembrane transport. The record is from RefSeq and is a predicted model, not a curated record. The coding region runs from base 87 to 584 and encodes 165 amino acids. Lineage: Eukaryota; Fungi; Mortierellomycota; Mortierellomycetes; Mortierellales; Mortierellaceae.
UACGAAUCGUCCUCUUUCUCUUCACUUUUCAUUAACCCCUAGCACUUUAAUCACCCAUACACAGUACAUUCUUCACAUUUAUAGCCAUGUCUGCCCCUCUUGUCCCUACUGAGUACUGCCCUGUCUACUCCCCCUUCUUUGGGGUUAUGGGUGCCACCACCGCCAUCGUCUUCUGCUGCUUUGGUGCAGCCUAUGGUACCGCCAAGUCUGGUGUUGGCCUUACCUCCAUGGGUGUCCUUCGCCCUGAUCUGAUCAUGAAGGGUGUUGUGCCCAUUAUUAUGGCCGGUAUUAUCGGUAUUUACGGACUAGUAGUGUCCGUACUUAUCGGAAACGGAUUCUCCCAACAAAUGUCGUUGUAUGCGGGAUUCAUUCAAUUAGGCGCUGGUCUCAGUGUCGGUUUGGCUGGUAUGGCUGCUGGUUUUGCUGUCGGAAUUGUGGGUGAUGCUGGUGUCCGUGCCUCUGCUCAGCAGCCUAGGCUCUUUACUGGAAUGAUUCUCGUUCUCAUUUUCGCUGAAGUUUUGGCUUUGUAUGGUCUUAUUGUUGCCUUGAUUCUCAACACCAAGGCUUCAGACGCCAAGUGCUAGAUUAUUUAUCAUCGCUUAUUUUUUCUAUCAGAUUACACCUUUCAUUCUUCCGUGCGUGAUUCGCUCGUUCGCCAUCACCAGUCAUCCUUUGUCAAUAAAUUUGCCCGUUUGUUCCCUCACAAAGUUGCAUGGAGUGCAUAUG